This is a messenger RNA of Ogataea parapolymorpha DL-1, 1749 nucleotides long. RefSeq names its product Histone acetyltransferase catalytic subunit of NuA3 complex that acetylates histone H3, involved in. The record is from RefSeq and is a predicted model, not a curated record. Gene Ontology annotation, biological process: regulation of DNA-templated transcription. Bases 1 to 1749 code for a protein of 582 amino acids. Lineage: Eukaryota; Fungi; Ascomycota; Pichiomycetes; Pichiales; Pichiaceae. The transcript has a single exon. Gene Ontology annotation, molecular function: histone acetyltransferase activity.
AUGAGUGAUGCCACGAAAUCCCCUGGUCGCAAGCGUCGUAGGCUGUUCAAAAGUCUAGAAAUUCCCGAUAAUAAGAUCUAUGAUGGACUGCAUGAGGCUGCCGUGCGACGUGCGCAGUCUACGGCGAGCGACAACAACCGUCAAGAAAUUCGGAGUUUGCGAGCGCGACCUCGAUCUGUCGACUAUUCUGACCCAUAUGCUGACGACAAUGGUAUGGCGGCGGAGUCUGGAAAGCCUGGUGAAAAACUGGUGCUGAAAAUCAAAUACAACGGAGACGGCGAAGUCAUCCAGAUGAAAAAUUCACAAAAGGGUGUUUACGAAGUAGGAGAAGAAGAGCUUGAGCUGCCUUUUCGAGGACUCUUCUCUUUCAAGGACGCAAACACCUACUACACACGGCCGACCAUGGAAUUCAGAGCUCUGUUUGCCAAAAUGAAAACCGAAAGCGAAGGCUCCAGACAUCUGCACGGAGACUUAUCUUUGGUUAGAAAACUCACUAGCGAGGAAAAGCUAGCUCAGCAGGAUUACGAGUUGCAAACUUCAACAGUCUCUAAAUUGCGCUGUGUGCACUUCCGAAACUACGAGAUAGACACAUGGUUCAAGUCGCCGUAUCCGCAACAGUACUCGUCCAACUACGUGUUGCAUCUGUGCGAAUACUGCCUCAAGUAUUUUUCGUCCUCCUUUACGCUGCGACGACACGAAAAAAAAUGUCCCUACUCGCAACGGCCGCCGGGAACAGAAAUCUACCGGGCGUCGCGCUUAGCUAUGUUUGAAAUCGACGGCCGCAAGAACGUGGUGUACUGCCAGAAUUUGUGUUUGUUUGCCAAACUCUUCCUUAACUCGAAGACGCUCUAUUACGACGUUGAGCCGUUCAUGUUUUACGUUUUGUGCGAAAUUGACGAAGAUGGGUAUCAUUUUGUCGGCUAUUUUUCUAAAGAGAAGCUGAACGGAACCAACUACAAUCUGAGCUGCAUUCUAACCCUACCCAUCUAUCAGAGAAGAGGUUACGGAAAUUUUCUUAUAGAUUUUAGUUAUCUUCUAUCUCGCAGAGAGUUCAGGCUUGGCACCCCGGAAAAACCACUCAGCGAUCUGGGACUGUUUAGCUACCGGAACUACUGGAAGAUAUCCGUUGCGAAAGCUCUCAAGUCGCUUGUGGAAGCUGACAAGGCACACCAAGUCUCGGUGGACGAUAUUUGCAACCUCACAGGUAUGAUUCAUAAUGACGUCAUAGUGGGACUCGAGCAACUCAAGGCCCUGGUUAGAGAUCCCGAAACGGAAAAGUACGGUAUAUGGAUAGACAUGGAACUUGUCAACAGGGUUCUCGCCGAGUGGAAUGAAAAGAAUUACGUCCAGAUCAAACAGGAGCGCUUACUUUGGAAACCCGUGAUUUUGGGGCCGUCCGGAGGAAUCAACACUACAUCCACUAUGGUCCUUACUACUGACCGCGAAAACGACGAAAAAACGUCUAUGUCAAACAUCUCGUUAAUCAUCAAUUUCCUGCGCGACGACCUCGAAGAUAAUCGCGAUUUGGAGAUACAGACACUGGAUAAGAUAAAGUCUGAAAAUGCGGAGUUUAAUUUUGACAGGUCUGUGGUCUGCUACCCGGGGAGAACCUUUAGUAAGUCUGAACCCGUGAGUCCCGAACAAACUCCCAAGUCUGAGCCAGUCGACCCAGACCCUUUUGGAAUUGAUGUCGCGCAAAGCUCGUCCGAUGACGAAUUUAUUGAUAAUGCAAGUGACUCAUCUAUCUGA